CCACUUGGCUCGUAUGCAGACUUCACCUACGUUAUUUUUUAAAAGAGCGAGCCACUUCAUCGAUCGUUUCUUACAGCUUUGUCAAGUGAAGCGCACAACAUUUUCCACGACGAAAAGAGUCGGUUUCGAAAAAACUUCAUUAGCAUACUUCAGUUUCGAAACGAUAUCAUAUUUGUUUAAUAAAGACGAAAUCAAGAAAGAAAACAUUGUUGUUUUUAAGAUGAUUCGGCAUUGAACGUGAAACGAAACCAGUUUCAUUUCGAACGGAAGUUGCGAUUAGAUAAUUUAAAUGGGAGGACGAAGUAGAUCCAUUGAGUUUGUCCCUGCACACAGCAACGCUUAGAAGUCCUCGAGCGAAGGUUCAGUGAUUGAAGUGACUCUGGUCUAGAUAGACGGCCAUAUUACUGAGAAUAACAGGUACUUAACUCCACAAAUGUCCGACGUUCAAAUGAUUCAUUCGGUUUCAGAAGGUGACACUACAUACUCGCUAAGGGAUUUUCUCGACACGUUUACUCUUCCUCAACAUGUGAAGAUACGUGAGGGUUAUUAUGAUGAAAAUCAGCGCACAACCAUUGGUGCAGAUGGUGUUUACAACCUGCUGACGGUCGAAAGUGUCGAAACGGUGUUGUAUGAAAAUGCCCAAGGCGAAGAAACUCGAAUCCCGCUUGACUACCCGUGUACCGUUGAACGGGUAGCGGAAGAGAGAUUUCAACAGAAGUUCAUACUACAAGACCUGGUCCAUGAUAGCUCGACUGUAAAGAUUGUGCGUGUGAUUGAGACCGACCCAGAUUACGAAGCUGUCAUCAAGAAUGGCGACAAGCUUAAGAUAGAAAAGAAAAAGUGCCGUGAAAACUUUGUGGCUUUCAAAAGAGUCCACGAUAAGGGCAAGACUCUGUUAAAAGUCCCGGCGAGUUGCCAAGCUAAAGUUGUAGCGCUUUGGGACGGCGAAGAAAUGCCCCUUGCCAAGUUUGUAAAGAAGACCAAACUGCCCGUCCAUGUGAGGUUUAUUGAUACAAGUACAAACGACGACAAAGCUGAACAAGGGGAACUGCCUUGUCCUUCAAGACCGGACUCUAUCACUACGUUGCCAGAGGGUGUUGUUAAACUGAAGGGGAUUCUGGUAGACACGUUUGUAACGGCUACAACGGAAGUUCAGGGUGUGACAUCAAAGUUUUCAUUUCCCAAUACGCUACCGAUUAGCGUUGUGCCUAUGACAAUGAAAGCUACCUCUUCGAACCUAAACAACGAAGCAGGUAAUGAUGACAGAGAAUUUCUCGACGACGAAACUCAGUAUGAAGACAUGUCUGGCAUGAAGUCGGUGCUAGGUUCACCUCAGCAAACAAGGGGAAAGACAGGGAAAAGGAACAGUGAAAUCAGUGACAAGUGCAUGUCAAUCGCACGGUUGGGUGGGCUAGGAGCUCGCCAGAACACUUAUUCACCAGCUCCUUCUAAAAAAGUGCUCAGAAGCCAAAGUGUGACACUGCCACGACAAGGAACUGUUUUAUUACAGAGGACUACGAGCGCCUUACAACUGCAAACGAUGUUCACGGACAGUAAAGAAAACUUUUACGACGAAAUUAAUGUUAGUGCGAAACCUGAAGAGGUGAAAAGUACUCCAUCGCUAAUGGAAAGAAGAAGACGAAGCGACCCGAACACUCGUCAGGUAUCGAAACAGAAUCUAGAAAACUUGGUACAAGUGCAGGGUCAGACCUCGAGUGAUCCUGAAACCUCCCAAUUUACAGCCGAAAUGGUUUCGUUGCAGAUUGCGAAAACCUCACCGACCUUAAUGCCACGCGUGAAAAUGAAGACAUUCGGUAGAAAGGAAACAGUGAUAGAAAAUGAAAGUGCGUCAAGUGACGUAUACAGUGUUGUCUUCAAAGGUUGUGCUAGCCAGCAACUGAAUCUGCUACCGCCAUUGUCGUCUUCAUCGACGAAGAGCUCGCCUUUUUAUGGUUCUGAGGAAACAGAGACCGCAAACCCAAACGUGCUGCUUGCCCCGAAGGUAACACGUUCAAGCGCAGAUGCACUUCCACCACUUCCUUCACAACAGGGAAGUUGUUCAGGGGAAUCUCAUUUGUCGGGUGGCGAUCUUCCGGUGGGCGCUAAGGCAGAAUCAAACGGAAGUCGUGGCGCUAUUGGCAACAAGGCUCUAUCGACCGGCACCGUGAAAAAGAAAGCAAUCCCUGAACCUUCUCAAAGAAGUGAGAAAUACGCGAAUAUCAAAACCCAACAGCAACCAUUCCGUAAUCCUACAGCUACAGUUGAACCCGAUGUAUCAACGAAUAUGACCGAAGACCCACCACCACUUCCUUCACGUAUCAAACAAACUGACAGCAUUGCAAGCUCCAAAGGUUGCCAACCUAUUCCCUCCCCAAGGGUUAAGCACCAUCCUUUCUCCAAAACGUCUCAAGAAGAAAGCGAUUUGCCUCUACCAAAUAAAAAGGAAAUUCAACCUGCUUCAGGCACUAAAACGCUCGGCACAGCGUCGCGGCCUGGAACGGAACAGGGGCCAAAAACACCAGAAGAGUUCCAGGCAACGAUGAAAGAAACCUCGAAGUCCAAUUUAAUCAUUCCGCAGGACCUAAGCACACUGAGAGUCCCUGAAGUUCUUGAGUGUCUAAGAGGUUUGAACAUGCAACAGUUUGAGAAGAUUUUCAGCGAGCAUCAGGUUGAUGGCAGCAUGCUUGUGUGUUUGGACGAAGAAGCUCUGGAGUCGUUUGGAAUGGAUCGUUUUCAUCGUUUAAAACUUCUUAAAGUAAUCGAUGGCUGGAGGCCACAGCUAUAGAAGCUAGCAGUGACACAUCUCUAGAACUUUGAUAUAGAUUCUGCCAACAACGCAUGGUUACAGCGGGUUUUUACACUAGCGUGAUGCAUCUUUGUUGCUAUGCUGAUCGUGAUAUGUUAUACUGUUAUACACACUUGACUUCCUUUUACUUUGUCAAGGAGGAAUGAGGUGUUUAUCAUUUUAGGGACUGUUUAUUUGAAACGUCUCUUUCUUUCAGUCUAAGUGGCAUGCCUGAGAACUAGCUAGUAGUAGCUAAGCGCAUCGACCACUAUAAACAUUCAACAUUUAACAUUUUGUUUUUAAAAGAUAAGUUGUUUUGCAAAAGUUAAUAUCUUUGUAAAAAACGAUUAUCGAAAGUUAUGUAAGGAAGCGUGGAAGUGUGAUUAGAGAAGUUGGAAUCCGGUGGUCCCGGAUUUGAGUGUCGCAUAUUACUCCAUUUUGUUGUCGGUUGAGUCCCACUGCUUUUAAUUUGUAAAAAACCAACUGGUACGCCUCGUGCCACUUGGAAUUUUUAAUCAUGAACAUUGAUUCGAGUCUGAUUAUGUUCUUUUGCAAUAGUUGUUGCGGUUUGUUUACAUUUCUAAACUUUGAAUAAAAAUAUACAUCGUCAAUAUCGGUUUCCAAUUUCCAGUUGCAGCCUUCUGUGUCACUUAGGCACGAAGAGGAUCAUGUCAUGUCAAUAUUGAUUUCUAAUUGACAAUUAUCACGUAGACAUUUCUAAAUAAUGUUCCAGAAGAUUCGAAAUCGUCCAGAAACAACAUUUGCAACUCGAGAGAUAUUUGACCUGUUAUAGACGACUUUCAUAAGAUUCAGCUCCUGCUGUUGACCCUUUCAAGCGCAAAAAGUAUUCACUUGUUUUACAUUCUAUUCAAUCGAAGCAAAUUCCAAAGAUUUUUGUAAAAUUUCAAAACUUUUGGAGUAACAACAAAAAAGACCUUUGCGUCGUUUUGAAAUAUCAAUGAAAGGUUUCUGAAAAUUGUGAACUUGUACAGUUCCGAGACUACUUAUAGAAGAGAGGAAAUAAACGAUGAUAUUACUCACUCAA
Molecule: messenger RNA, 3830 nt
Organism: Orbicella faveolata
Lineage: Eukaryota; Metazoa; Cnidaria; Anthozoa; Scleractinia; Merulinidae
Molecular function (GO): protein binding
Source: RefSeq, a predicted model, not a curated record